This is a messenger RNA of Naegleria gruberi, 1716 nucleotides long. RefSeq lists its product as uncharacterized. The record is from RefSeq and is a predicted model, not a curated record. Lineage: Eukaryota; Heterolobosea; Eutetramitea; Acrasida; Naegleriidae. The coding region runs from base 1 to 1716 and encodes 571 amino acids. The transcript is spliced from 3 exons.
AUGUUACGAAACACUAACAUUAUAUUGAUGAUGAGUUGUGUAAUGAUACUGAUGAUGAUCAUUCACUCAACUCUAUCAACACUCACUCCAACAAGUAAAUUCAUGAUAUGGCCAGAUCCAAUCACAACAGAAUCAAAAGUAUUAUUAUGGGAGAAUGGAACUGUUGUAACUAGAACAUUGUCUCUAUAUGAUGUUGGUAAAUCUGCAUGGAAUGAUGUUAAUGCUGUUACUUCAAGUAUUAGAGAUACUAUUGCAAGUGGUCAAGUUGUAUUUGUAGAUUCAUAUCAUUUUGGUGAUACAGGUUGGAGAAAUUUAUCAGAAUGUCCAACAGUUAUUGCCUUUGAUCAACAAGUAGCUAAAGCUAUUGGAUCUAAUUUUGCCAUAAUUAAUAUUGAAUCAGAGUGGGAUGUUGGAGUUGUUUUAUCACUCUUUCAAACCAAUGAAGGAAUUCAAUGUUUUCAAAAUAGAAUUCUACAAUAUAAUACCUAUGCACCAAAUGCAUUGAUUACAUCUGCACCUGGAUUAUGGAAUUCCUAUUCAACUUAUAAUUUCUUUCAACCUGUUGAAAAAAUGUUAAAUUUAAGAUCACUUAAUAUUAAUGCUGUAAAUUCAGGUAAUACUACAUGUUCGAGAGUAUAUGAUGGAUCUUAUUGGACAAGUGGUCAAAUGAAUUUAAAUGAAGCUAAACAAUAUAUUGAUGAUAAAAUUGUUGGUGAUUUAACUAAAAUGAAUAAUGCAUGGGGUCAAAGUCAAAAUAAUCAAUUUUUAGCUUUUAGUGCUGUUACUUCAUGUGGAUGGGGUUUUGAUGGUCAGGCUGAAAUUUUAUCAACUCUUAUUAAUAAUUUAGAUUGUUUAUAUGAAAAUGGAUUUCGUGGAUUUAAUUUAAGAAAUUCAGGACCUGCAGCAGAAUAUUGUGCUACAGGUAUUAAUAAUGAACAAAUGUAUACCUAUUCAACAUCAGUUAAAAGUGUAGCAGUGUUAAAUGAAGGUUGGUUGAGAGUUAGAUCACUAUUUUCUGGAAAUGUUAAACCUAAUUGUACACUUCCAACAUUGGAUAAUGUUAAUAUUCAAAUAUUAAGUGGAAGUGAUUCAUGGUGGUUAAAAUUACAAGUUAAUCCAUCUAUAUAUGUAUAUGGUAAUGUUAAUAUUACAUGUAAUGGUGUUACAACAAGUCUUAGUCAAACAAGUUGGUCAACUAUACAAUAUACAAAUAGUUUAAAUGCUAAUUGUCCAAAUAAUUCAAUUGCUAUUGUUUCAUUACAACCUGUUCCAAAUAUUGGUACUAUUACUAUUAAACAAUUUACUAUUAAUUAUUUUGUUGGAAGUAUUGGUGUUCCAAUUAUUACAAUUAUUAAUAAUACUAAUACUAAUAAUUCAAAUAAUAGUUCAAAUAAUACUAUUAUAUCAAAUAAUUCAACUAUAACUAAUGGAACUGUAAUUAAUAAUUCAACUAUAACAAAUGGAACUGUAAUUAAUAAUUCAACAAUUAUUACAAAUGGUACUAUUAUUAAUAAUAAUAGUACUAAUAAUAGUAAUAAUACUAACAAUGGUAACAAUAAUAAUUCAAAUAAUAAUAAUAAUAGUAGUAAUACUACUAAUGCAACACCAUCUACUAUUAAUCGUUUGAAUAGUUACCAUCUUUCAAUGUCAAAUCAUUCUUUUACAAUGAAUAUUAUAUUACUUAUUAGUAUUACUAUGUUAAUUUCCUUAAUGUAG